CAGGAGCCAGUGGUCCUGAGCCUUCUGAAGUUAGGAUUCUGCCUGGCGGUGGGAAUCCUGACACCAAGGAUGGGACAGCCCAGAUGGAGGUUCCUGGGGCCUGGCCCCCAGCACUAUGAAGAGCCCUUGCUGAGGCCAUGAGGGGUUAUCAUGGCGACCGAGGCAGCCAUCCCCGCCCAGCCCGCUUUGCCGACCAGCAGCAUAUGGACGUGGGCCCCGCUGCCAGGGCUCCAUACCUGCUGGGCUCCGGGGAGGCCUUCUCCACCGAGCCCCGCUUCUGUGCCCCAAGAGCUGGCCUGGGACACCUUUCUCCUGAAGGGCCCCUGAGCCUGAGUGAGGGACCAGCGACAGGCCCCGAGGGAGGGCCGGGAGGGGCCGGGGUUGGGGGGGGUAGCAGCACCUUCCCCAGGAUGUACCCUGGCCAGGGCCCCUUCGACACCUGUGAAGACUGUGUGGGCCACCCACAGGGCAAGGGUGCCCCCCGCCUGCCUCCCACACUUCUGGACCAGUUUGAAAAGCAGUUGCCCGUUCAACAAGAUGGCUUCCACACGCUGCCAUACCAGCGAGGGCCAGCGGGGGCCGGGCCCGGGCCAGGGUCUGGCACUACCCCGGAGGCCCGCAGCGAGAGCCCCAGCCGCAUCCGGCACCUGGUUCACUCUGUGCAGAAGCUGUUUGCCAAGUCCCACUCUCUGGAGGCGCCAGGGAAGCGGGACUAUAAUGGGCCCAAGGCUGAGGGCAGAGGUGGCUCCGGCGGAGACAGCUACCCUGGCCCGGGCUCUGGAGGCCUCCACACCUCCCACCACCACCAUCACCACCACCACCACCACCACCAGUCCCGGCAUGGCAAGAGGAGCAAGAGCAAGGACCGCAAGGGGGAUGGACGGCAGCAGGCCAAGGCCGCGGGCUGGUGGAGCUCCGACGACAACUUGGACAGUGACAGCGGCUUCCUGGCCGGUGGGCGGCCCCCUGGGGAGCCUGGUGGUCCCUUCUGCCUGGAGGCUCCAGAUGGGUCCUACCGGGACUUGAGCUUCAAGGGGCGCUCGGGCGGGUCGGAAGGCCGCUGUCUCGCCUGCACUGGCAUGUCCAUGUCACUGGACGGACAAUCGGUCAAGCGGAGUGCCUGGCAUACCAUGAUGGUCAGCCAGGGCCGGGAUGGAUACCCAGGGGCCGGGCCAGGCAAGGGGCUCCUGGGUCCGGAGGCCAAGGCCAAAGCCAGGACUUAUCACUAUCUGCAGGUGCCGCAAGAUGACUGGGGGGGUUACCCCACUGGGGGCAAGGACGGGGAGAUCCCCUGCCGCAGGAUGCGGAGCGGCAGCUACAUCAAAGCCAUGGGGGAUGAGGAGAGUGGAGACUCAGAUGGCAGCCCCAAGACAUCUCCCAAAGCGGUCGCCCGGCGCUUCACCACCCGCCGCUCCUCCAGCGUGGACCAGGCCCGGAUCAACUGCUGUGUCCCACCCAGGAUCCACCCCCGGAGCUCCAUCCCUGGCUAUAGCCGUUCCCUCACCACCGGACAGCUCAGCGAGGAGCUGAACCAGCAGCUGGAGGCCGUGUGCGGGUCCGUGUUUGGGGAGCUGGAGUCCCAGGCCGUGGACGCCCUGGACCUGCCCGGCUGUUUCCGCAUGCGGAGCCACAGCUACCUCCGGGCCAUCCAGGCCGGCUGCUCUCAAGACGAUGACUGCCUGCCCCUCCUUUCUACCCCUGCCUCUGUCUCAGGGAGGCCCGGCUCCUCCUUCAACUUCAGAAAGGCCCCGCCCCCCAUCCCACCGGGAAGCCAGGCCCCGCCCCGCAUCUCCAUCACCGCCCAGAGCAGCACCGACUCCGCCCAUGAGAGCUUCACCGCGGCGGAGGGCCCAGCCCGGCGCUGCAGCUCCGCCGACGGGCUGGACGGCCCGGCCAUGGGCGCGCGCACCCUGGAGUUGGCGCCGGUGUCACCCCGGGCCAGCCCCAAGCCCCCCACACUCAUCAUCAAGACCAUUCCAGGCAGGGAGGAGCUGCGGAGCCUGGCGCGGCAGCGGAAGUGGCGGCCGUCCAUCGGGGUGCAGGUGGAGACUAUCUCAGACUCGGACACGGAGAACAGGAGUCGAAGAGAGUUCCACUCCAUCGGUGUACAGGUGGAAGAAGACAAGAGGCGGGCGAGGUUCAAGCGCUCCAACAGUGUGACAGCCGGCGUGCAGGCCGACCUGGAGCUGGAGGGCCUGGCCGGCCUGGCCCCCGUGGCCACAGAAGACAAGGCCCUGCAGUUCGGACGCUCCUUCCAGAGGCACGCCUCUGAGCCCCAGCCCGGGCCCCGGGCCCCCACCUACUCAGUCUUCCGCACGGUCCACACGCAGGGCCAGUGGGCCUACCGCGAGGGCUACCCACUGCCGUAUGAGCCGCCGGCCACCGAUGGGUCGCCCGGCCCCGCCCCUGCCCCUACCCCCGGCCCCGGGUCCGGGCGCCGUGACUCCUGGAUGGAGCGCGGCUCACGUAGCCUCCCCGACUCAGGCCGCACGUCCCCCAGCCCACGGGAUGGCGAGUGGUUCAUCAAGAUGCUGAGGGCGGAGGUGGAGAAGCUGGAGCACUGGUGCCAGCAGAUGGAGCGCGAGGCGGAGGACUAUGAACUGCCGGAGGAGAUCCUGGAGAAGAUCCGCAGUGCCGUGGGCAGCACACAACUUCUCCUGUCCCAGAAGGUUCAGCAGUUCUUCCGGCUGUGUCAGCAAAGCAUGGACCCCACUGCGUUCCCCGUGCCCACCUUCCAGGACCUGGCGGGUUUCUGGGACCUCUUGCAGCUCUCUAUCGAGGAUGUUACCCUCAAGUUCCUGGAGCUACAGCAACUCAAGGCCAACAGCUGGAAACUCCUGGAGCCUAAGGAGGAGAAGAAGGUCCCUCCGCCGAUACCAAAGAAGCCCUUGCGGGGCCGGGGCGUGCCGGUGAAGGAGCGCUCCCUGGACUCGGUGGACCGGCAGCGGCAGGAAGCGCGCAAGCGGCUCCUGGCGGCCAAGCGCGCCGCCUCCUUCCGCCACAGCUCGGCCACCGAGAGCGCCGACAGCAUCGAGAUCUACAUCCCCGAGGCCCAGACCAGGCUGUGACCGGCCCGGCCCGCCCAGCCCGGGCCCGGGCCCGCGGUUUUCUACCCGUACUGUACACCCAGCGUCGAGGUCACUGUGAACGCGGGCUGCCCCGUGCGCCCGCCCCGCCGGCACCGCACGCCCCGGCCCCUCCUGCCCGUCACGGUCUCGUGGGUUUUUUACCUUCCCGACCCCACGCGAAGGCGCCCGGGCUGGGCUGGGGGCCGUGCCUCUCCGCCCUGCGCUCCCACCGGGACCCCCCACCUUCCAGGUCCGACGCUUCGUCCCCACCUCCUCCCCACGGGCACCAUCUCUGCCAUUACCCCACGGGCCAGGCCGGGCCGGGUCCCCCAUCUGGGCUCUGCGUCCCCCCCACCCCGCGGGGCUGGGCUUCGUGGGGAAUCAAGCUUCGUGGCUUUUUAUGAAGACUCCCGAACCCCGCCUAGGAGCCCGCCCCACCCUCCCAGGGGCUCUACCCUCAGCCCUCAGCCCACCGGGCCCAGGGACCACAGUGGCUGGACCAACCCAGGACCAGGGCGCCUGGGCCUCUCCCCUUUCCCAGCUGCUGGGGAGGGGAGAUGGGGGCUUCCCCUCACCACACCUGUGGCUGUUCCCACAUCCCCUUGAG
Lagenorhynchus albirostris (white-beaked dolphin) is the source of this 3675-nucleotide messenger RNA. RefSeq names its product DLG associated protein 3 (gene DLGAP3). The transcript has 11 exons. Gene Ontology annotation, cellular component: postsynaptic specialization; glutamatergic synapse. Gene Ontology annotation, molecular function: molecular adaptor activity. Lineage: Eukaryota; Metazoa; Chordata; Mammalia; Artiodactyla; Delphinidae. The record is from RefSeq and is a predicted model, not a curated record. Gene Ontology annotation, biological process: signaling. The coding region runs from base 138 to 3068 and encodes 976 amino acids.